Malaya genurostris is the source of this 1971-nucleotide messenger RNA. RefSeq names its product tubulin--tyrosine ligase-like protein 12 (gene TTLL12). Lineage: Eukaryota; Metazoa; Arthropoda; Insecta; Diptera; Culicidae. The record is from RefSeq and is a predicted model, not a curated record. Gene Ontology annotation, biological process: protein modification process. The transcript has a single exon. Bases 78 to 1928 code for a protein of 616 amino acids.
AAACCGCAUACACGCCGCGUGCUAGCAGAUUUCGAUGAAAGUACGUUUAAAAAUUUUAUAAAAUAUUCAGACUCGCAAUGGAUGGCACAAACGAAUUCGACACUUUUUUGGCCGCACACAAGGAACAACUUUUAGCGUCCGGAGUGCCAGAAUUGUUUUGGCCGGAGCUCUUUCGCAAGCUGAAACAUCAAAUUUUCGAUGCCGGUGAUUGCUUUUCUUUGCUGUACGUAGACUAUGACGAGAAACAACGUUCCGAAGAAGAUCCUAUUUGGACCGUAGCAGUGACAAGAGAAGGAGGUGUUCGCUCGGACAACCCGAAAGAAAUUUAUCUGGUAGAUCACGCGUGGACUUUUAGAACGGACAACGCAAGGCAACUGCUUACCGAACAUCCGCCCUUGGUAAAUCGGUUGGCAAUUAUGAUGGGAAUCGAGCAGGAAAAUUUGCCUAGUUCGGUUGUUAUUUCCAAAAUUUUGAGUGAUCUUUGGAAGUGGUGCAAUAUGUACUCCUUGAAUGCCGAGGGAAUGUCGGUCGAAAAUCGUAUGCCCAUUUGGUACAUCAUGGAUGAAUUGGGGAGCGCUAUUCUUCACAGCGAUGAACCAAACUGCCGAGUUUUGCCUUUUAUUCACGUUACUGAACAGAUGACAUACAGCUUAUUAUUCCCUACGGAGAACAUUGCUGAAGGCGAACAGCUUUAUCGAGAUUUCGUCGAAGGAGUUCCUAGCGAUAGCAUGGAUCGUAAGGCACUUUUGCUUCCCUGGAGAUACACCUCAAUGGUAGAAGAAAGCUUCAGUCAAAAAGAAGCUUCCGAAGAAUAUUUUCUAGCCGGUCACAUUGAAGAAUCGUUACCGAACUUGGAAACCAGCACACCUUUUUUCGAUGGAAAUGGAUCUCUCAAAGUGUAUUGCGAGUAUGAUAUGGUAAAGAAAUAUCUUACCGAUCCUGCAUUCGAAAUUGUAGAUAAUUCAACCGAUGCGGAUAUAUUAUGGAUGAUCAAUCAUUUCAAACAGUAUAAAGAGUUGAGUGAAUCUUCGCCGAACAAGUUCAUCAAUCAAUUUCCUUUCGAAAACGUGAUCACUAUUAAAGAUCUUCUUAGUAUCGUGUGUAGAAGAAUGGCUGAUAAAGAUCAUGUUCAAGAUCCUCUGCAAUCCAAUCCGGUUUGGUUGCCAGUAACAUACAACCUCAAAACGGAAUUAAUUGAGUUUGUCAGCUAUUAUCAGAACAGGGCACGGAAAGGAUUGGACAAUCAUUAUAUCAUCAAGCCGUGGAAUUUGGCUCGUGGCUUGGAUACUCACAUAACUAAAAAUCUUCCUCAGAUUAUGCGUCUUCAGCAGACCGGUCCGAAAAUUGUUCAAAAAUACAUUGAAAAUCCAGUCCUUUUCGAACGUUCGGAAAUAGACGGACGCGUCAAGUUUGAUGUCCGCUAUGUACUGUUACUGAAAAGUGUCGAUGAACUGUCUGCAUAUAUUUACAACAAAUUUUUCCUGCGCUUCGCCAAUAAACCGUUUGAGCUGAGGGAUUUUGAUGACUACGAAAAGCAUUUCACCGUAAUGAACUACUCGCAGUUUCAACUGAGACAUAUGAAAUGUGAAGAAUUUCUACAGCAAUGGAAGAUUCAGUAUCCCAAGCACGAGUGGUCAACUAUCGAAGAACAAAUCUGCGAAAUGUUGAAGCAGAUGCUGCAAGGUGCCUGCAAACUAGGACCACCAUGUGGUAUUGGUCCCAGCCCACAGUCUCGGGCACUCUACGCAGUAGAUUUAAUGCUGGAGUGGUCCGACGAUGGUGCAAGCAUCCAACCGAAACUUCUGGAGGUCAAUUUCACUCCAGACUGCCAGCGAGCAUGUGAGUACUAUCCGGACUUUUUCAAUGAUAUUUUUAACUUGCUCUUCUUGGAUCAGGAAAAUCCUGAUGUUCUGAGAAAAAUUGUUUAAUAGUUCAUUUUAUAAUGAAAAAUUGUUUAUAAAUAAGAUUAAC